CCCGCCGGGUCCUUCCUCCCAGGGCGCUUGGUGAAGGUGGGAAGAGGGGCCACGUCACAGUCUCCAGGCCCGGGGACCCGCGGCUCCGCCCCUCCCACCCCCGCCGGAGCGCUGGGCACGGAUCUAAGACUCACCGGCCCCAGCCCAGGGCCAGCCCAGUCGCCGCCGCCCGCCCACAAAGCCACAGGCAGGUGCAGGCGCUGCUUGGGGGCGAGCGGGCUGAGCGGAGCCGUUAGCGCGCGCCGUCCGUCCGGGCGUCCGAGCCGUCCGCGCGUCCGUCGAGGCAUCCCUCCGUCUGCGCGCGGCAGCUCCCACCCAGGCCCGGCGGCCACGGCCCGUCGUCCUCCCGCACCCUGAGCCGCCCGGCAGAGCCGGCCUUGGCGCGGCAGCCAUGUCCAUGGGCCUGGAGAUCACGGGCACCUCGCUGGCCGUGAUGGGCUGGCUGAGCACCAUCGUGUGCUGCGCGCUGCCCAUGUGGCGCGUGACGGCCUUCAUCGGCAGCAGCAUCAUCACGGCGCAGAUCACCUGGGAGGGCCUGUGGAUGAACUGCGUGGUGCAGAGCACCGGCCAGAUGCAGUGCAAGGUAUACGACUCGCUGCUGGCGCUGCCGCAGGACCUGCAGGCGGCCCGCGCCCUCAUCGUCGUCGCCAUCCUGCUGGCCGCCUUCGGGCUCCUCGUGGCGCUGGUGGGCGCCCAGUGCACCAACUGCGUGCAGGACGACACGGCCAAGGCCAAGAUCACCAUCGUGGCGGGAGUGCUCUUCCUGCUGGCCGCCUUGCUCACGCUGGUACCGGUGUCCUGGUCGGCCAACACCAUCAUCCGGGACUUCUACAACCCCCUGGUGCCGGAGGCGCAGAAGCGUGAGAUGGGCGCGGGCCUGUACGUGGGCUGGGCGGCCGCGGCGCUGCAGCUGCUGGGGGGCGCGCUGCUCUGCUGCUCCUGCCCGCCGCGCGAGAAGAAGUACGCGCCCACCAAGAUCGUCUACUCCGCGCCCCGCUCCGCCGGCCCGGGCACUAGCACAGCCUACGACCGCAAGGACUACGUCUGAGGGGGGACCGGGGGAGACCCCACCACCCCACGGGCGAGAGCGCCCACCGGUGCCGCGUGCGGCCUCUCCUCGGAGACCAGCCCCCCCCCUCCCCCCAGGUGCCAGGAGCUCUCACACUGGACCGGGAGGGACCAACCCCGCGGCCCCUUCCUGGGCGGCACACCCCGCUCCCCGGCCCCACGGCGCGCGGGGGACCACCCCACACGGACAGUGAAACCUCAGCCCCUCCGGAGAGCGGGGCCGGGUGGCCGCCGCUACUUGCCCGCCCCGUCGGGCCUCGGUCCCAAAGCCCGCGUUGGGCAGGGACCGGCAGUCUUGGAAAGGGCCAGUUGAUAUUUUUCAAUAAAAGCCUUUCG
Messenger RNA from Prionailurus viverrinus (fishing cat), 1404 nucleotides. RefSeq names its product claudin 3 (gene CLDN3). Gene Ontology annotation, molecular function: structural molecule activity. The coding region runs from base 392 to 1048 and encodes 218 amino acids. Gene Ontology annotation, cellular component: bicellular tight junction; plasma membrane. The record is from RefSeq and is a predicted model, not a curated record. NCBI's taxonomy places the organism in Eukaryota, Metazoa, Chordata, Mammalia, Carnivora, Felidae. Gene Ontology annotation, biological process: bicellular tight junction assembly; cell adhesion. The transcript has a single exon.